Molecule: messenger RNA, 1125 nt
Organism: Nicotiana attenuata
Lineage: Eukaryota; Viridiplantae; Streptophyta; Magnoliopsida; Solanales; Solanaceae
Exons: 1
Coding region: 196-864 (222 amino acids)
Cellular component (GO): plasma membrane
Source: RefSeq, a predicted model, not a curated record
CUGUUUCUAGUACAGAAUUUCAUUAAGAUAAAGACUUUUUAGAGUCAAGAUUGGCAGGAGAGUGAGCCCACCAUACAUAUCAUCUCCGUUCACAAUACAUUAUAUAAAGGACAAGCUCAAACACAAAAAGUCCCAUAGUUUUUCAAAGAUAACCAUUUAAUUUCUCCCCUUAAUUAGCUUCAAACUCAAAUAAAAAUGGUGGAGAGAGAGCAAGUCAGACCAUUAGCUCCAGCAUCAGAGCGGCCGAGUAGCUACGACGAUGAAACAACGUUAAACAAGAGAAGAUUUCAUAAAAGAAGAUGCAUCAAAGGUUGUAUUUUUGUAUCUAUCCUUCUUCUCAUUCUAGCCAUAAUAAUCAUUAUUUUGAUCUUCACAGUGUUCAAAAUAAAAGACCCUAUUAUUAGAAUGAAUGGUGUGACAGUGGAUAAACUAGACCUUGUUAACACUGGCACCAUUCCCAUGCCCAAACCAGGUUCCAACAUGACCAUAAAAGCUGAUGUAUCAGUAAAGAAUCCUAAUUAUGCAUCAUUUAGGUAUAGUAACACAACCACCACAAUUUCCUACCGUGACACGGUGGUCGGGGAGGCGCGGGGCCCACCGGGGAAGUCGAAGGCACGUCGGACAAUGAGGAUGAAUAUAACGAUUGAUAUUGUUACGGACAAGAUUGUGUCGCACCCUAGCUUACUAGCUGAUAUAAGCACUGGUUUGCUUACUAUAAAUAGCUUCACAAGUGUUGGUGGGAAGGUCAAUUUGCUGAAGAUGAUUAAGAAACAUGUGGUUGUGAAGAUGAAUUGCAGUAUUACUGUGAAUAUCACUAGCCAGAGAAUUCAAGAUCAGAAGUGCAAGAAAAAGGUUAAGCUUUAAUUAGGAUAUAUAUUAUAUAGUGUCAUGAUAUUUUUGCUACUAGAUAUUCCUUUUGAGUUUUGUAUACUCUUUGCUGUUCAUUAAGAGGAGUUUCUGGGGAUGGCUUAGAUGUUAGUCAUGUUACUAUAGUGCAUAAUUCGAACCUAUUCUGGGUGCUCUAUCCUUGUAUAUUAUGUUAUUCCUCUUCCUAGAUUUAUUUAUUCUUUUUGCAAUUCUGUAUGAUCACAAAUACUUUAAAUUUCCUAUGAUGAUGAGUUACAA